UGCAACACCACUCUUAUCACUAUAAAUGGCUUCCGGUAAGGGUGUGAGUCCAACAGCUGAUGGAUAUACAAAAUUUGACAAUGACAACGAAAAUGUUCGGGAUACGUACUCGACCGAAAACAUCAAAAAUGGAUUUUCCCAAGCAAUUGAAGAUUUUCCCAACGAGAUAGGAAGCACAUCAAGCCUAAACAGGGACGUUUCAGAAAGCUCUGUUGAGAUAAGCAACCGAUCAGUUGAAUCAGCAUUAGGUGUAGAACAGCACUGGGAAAUGAAUUUCCACGAAGCUGCAAUAUUUUUGGAGGAAGGUGAAAAUAAUGAAAAAUUCGAUUCUCAUCCAUGUAAUCCUGAAGCUUUACCGGCAUAUCUUUUAGUUCACAACCGAUGGUAUUACGGACUUGAUAUGAUAAUGUCUCUAGUACUAUUAGCUCUUGCAUUUGUUGAAGAGCCAGCGGCAUCAGUAUUUAGGCUUCCAGUUGGAGUUCAUGGAUCUAUUGAGUUACUUGCUUUAAUAAUCAUUGGAGUGGAGCUCCUGCUGAAACUCCGGUGGAUUGGAUGGAGAACAAUACUUAAACACAAAAGAACCAUGAUAAAGUGUGUGACUUUGGGUAUCAUGUUUGUUGAAGCAGUGACAGUACUUGUACGCCAGUCAUCACAUUUUCGAGUCACGCGUGCCCUACGACCAAUCUUUCUUGUUGAUACUCGUCACUGUGGUGGUGUACGCCGAUUCAUACGUCAAAUUCUGCAGUCACUGCCACCAAUCCUUGAUAUGCUUGGCCUACUAUUGUUCUUUGUAACAACAUAUGCACUGCUUGGAUAUUUCUUGUUUUCUGAUGAUCCUCGUGAUCAGCACUUUUCAACAUUGCAGGACAGUUUUGUUAGCAUGUUUGUCCUUUUGACAACAGCCAAUUUUCCAGAUGUGAUGAUGCCAGCAUACUCCAGAUCCAUGAUGUUCUGCAUUUUCUUCAUCUCAUACCUAUGCAUAGUGCUCUAUGUGUUGAUGAAUUUGAUGCUUGCUGUGGUUUACGAAACAUUUACUCGUGUUGAACGGGAGAAGUUUCGCAAGUUGCUGUUACACAAGCGCAAGGCUUGCCAGCAUGCAUUCCGCCUGCUGGUCGCUAAGCAGAACCCUCAUCGCAUGAGAUUCAGACAAUUUGAGGGACUCAUGCGCUACUACGCUCCCAAAAAGACGGUUCGAGAUGUAGUUCUCAUGUUUAAGUACCUGAACUCCUCAGGGAGUGGCACACUGUCUCUAGAAGAGUUCUACUCAGUGUAUGAUGCUGUUCUAUUGUGUUGGGAGCCACAAUUUUCGCAGGCUCCUUGGUUUCACACAAGCUGGGCACCAUUACAGAACUUAUGUCAACUCAUACACGACUUAGUUCUGUGGAAAUAUUUUGAACAUAUUAUCUAUGGCUUGAUUAUUUGUAACGGUAUUUCCAUGGCAAUACGUAUUACCGAGCUAACUACUGAUUUGGAAGAAUCGGCAUGUGCCUUUGCUGCUUCCUGGGAUACGAUACUGUUUGUAAGCCUGGGAUUAAUAGAGGCGCUGUUAAAGAUCCUGGGGCUAGGUGUAUCCCAAUAUUUCAGCUCUGGAUGGAAUUCAUUUGAUUUUUCUGUUACUCUGGCAACACUAUGCGCAGUUACACUUCUGACCAUGUUCCCCUGGAUGGUAGUUUUGAUUUUUAUCCGCCCAUUACGACUGCUGCGACUUUUUAAACUGAAGAAACGUUAUCGUGACGUUUUUGGCACGCUCGUACUUCUAACACCGCUGAUGUGUUCUACUGCCAUAGUCAUGCUUGUCCUGUAUUACUUCUUUGCCAUAAUUGGAAUGGAGCUCUUCGCUGGAUACGAUAUGCGGAAUUGCUGUGUGAAUACUACAGUGGAGGACUUCUACAAGUACAGUGCCAAUGGAAGCACUGCACUGGGGUACUAUUACCUCAACACCUUUGAAAACCUGAUGAAAAGUUCAGUCACACUUUUUGAGUUGACUGUGGUUAAUAAUUGGUUUAUUUUGAUGAAUGGAUAUGCAUCAGUUGCAUCGCCAUGGAGCCGCAUCUACUUCAUGCUGUUUUACCUGUCAACAAUGAUUGUCCUCACAAUAGUUGUGGCAUCUGUUCUCGAAGCAUUCCGUUUCCGUAUACAGUACAAGCGACAAACAACAAAACGUGAAGAGGAGAAAAUGCUACAUGAAGAGGUUGAUGUGAAAUGGGAAGAACUUCAGAUGUGGGUUCAAGAUUUCCAGCUACUAGAAAAGUUGCGUGCAGAUCUAGUCGUAGAUGGGACAGCAACUUACAUAGGAUGUCGUCCCCGUAACCGGGAAGUUUUGCAACGCCGAAUGUACCGUGCAGAAAUUGAAGAUUGGAUGCAUGAAGCUGAAAUGGUAGAACAGGCCCCAACUCCAGUGGAUGGCCGAAGUAAUGAUCAUGCUGAAGUUGUCAUGGGAGGCUAUCAGCAGAACGUGUCAAUCAACUCCUAAGUUACGGAGAAAAUAUUUAUAUUGUGUUUCAUAAGGCUAUUUUCUAUGUAUCUGUCAUUUCAGUAUUUAAACACUAUCUGAAACAGAAGUAUUGUGUCAACUGUCAAAAUAUAAAUAACUAGAACAGAGCUCUGCUCCUACUGUUCCAACAGUGACAGUUGGUAACAUCUAUCUCUCUAGCUCACAUAGUGUUUCUUUAAUUUUUAACUAUAACAAACAGUAUUUUUGUGGCUUUUAGUUCCUCUGUAGCUUUUGUGUGUAAUAUUUUGUUAUAAGCUAUGCAUUCCUGUUACUGUCAAAAUAGUAGCAACGGUCAAUAUUCAGAAGUGUUUAUUAUUUUAUUUGUGACUGGUGGCCCCAAAAAGUGAAGUCACAGAAAAUUUUUAUGUAACUCAGUAAAAUAUGAAAAUAACAUAGACUGAAAACUGUAAAGCUAACUUGUUAGUAAGACUAAACGAUAGCUGUACCAACACGUAGACUAAUAGACAAUGCAAACUCAUACAAACAUUUCAGUAAAAGGCAAAAUGAAUUAGCAAGAAACGUAAAUAAAAAAUAUUAAGAAGAUAAGAAAGAUCUGUAUAAAUGUGUUAGAGGAAUGUUAAGUUUUUUGGAAACAUUGUUGAAGGUACAUGUUGAAUUAAUGCACAGUAACACAGAUUUUCCUGUGAUGGGCAGUGAGUUGAAUAUGUCUUUUUGGACAAUUUAGUAGAAAGACGUGCUGGUCUGAAAUGCAAGAUUCUCCUGUGACAAGCAGAUUAUAUGCCUUUAUCUGAUAAUUGUUUUAUUAUGUUGAUAAAGUCUAUAUGGUUUCCCUGAUGGUUUUACUAAUUCUAUUUUGAUGCUUAUUAAUGUCAAAGCUUUAAUACUCUAUUUACAUAGAAAUGAUACCAAAUGCUCAUAUUUAAAAUAUUUAUAAUUAUAAACUUAAAGUUGUUUCUUUUCAUUAAGUAUUAAAUACUUUGAAUGAGAUUAUUAUUGUAUAGGAAAGGUGUAUGUCAAGUUUUCCAAGACAGUACAUAUGAAAUAUUGCUGUCAAAACAGAAUUGUUUGUGGUAACACAACAUAUCUUCCUGAUGAAAUAUUAUUUCCUCUUUUUCCCAAUUUUUAAAUGAGCUCAAAUUUUCCUAUUUUUUUAAAUGAGCUCAAAUAAUUAUUUAAAUGGAGCAUUCACCCUGAUAGUUCCAAUUAUUUCCCUUGUCAUCUCCAAACAAAACAAAAAAUUUUAACAUGUUUCUUCCAUUGCACUUCUAUUAACUGUUCUUGCAUCCAAAGAUGAGUAACAUCCCCCUGUAAGUGUCGUAUCAGUGUGCAGUUUUAUGGUAAACCUAUUUUAUAUUUUUAUUGUCGAUGCUAGUUUCAAAAAUUCCCUUGGAAGGAGGGUGGGGACAAACUGUCCUUUAAAAUUGGGUACUGUCAUUCAUAUUUUUCUCAUAAUCAUUGUUCUGUCAUUUAUUUUCACAUUAUUGUCAGACUGCUUCCUGUUGGCAGCUGGAAGUGUCACAGAAGUAAAUAGUAGUUUAUUUUUAAUCUGAAUUUGUUGUUCUUGUGCUACAAAUACACUUACAUUUUUGUAUUUAAUCGUUAAUCUGCUUCCUGCUGGCAGCUAGCAAUGUUACUGAAUGUUAUUUUAUUAAGAAUUUAUUGUUCUUAUGUUACAAAUAUUGUGUUUUUCAUACAUAUAUUAUGCACAGUUUUAUAAUACUGUAUAAUACUCUUAGUUACCAUUGUCAUAUUGUGAUAUCGUGGCUAUCAAAUCAAUAUUUAUUUAAUUACAUGUUUUAGAGAAAUUUUUGUUAUGGGACUUAAUAAUUAUAACAUUUUUGUUGAUGAGGAACUAAUAUUAGCUCCAAACUUUUAAAUAAUAAUGAAAUUUUAUAUAAACCUUAAUAUUUUUGUGUACUUUAAUAGCAAUAUUUCUUGUGAUAGUAACAGAAAACUGUUCAUGUGUAAUGAACACCUUAACUGGCUGUGUAGCUUAUUUGAAUGUGCAAGUUACGUCUUCUGAAAAUCUAUAACAUUCCAGUUUGUAAUAUGAAUAUAGUGUUAACUGAUCAUCUCUUAUACCUUUAGCCUUAUAUGUUCAACUGUUAAUCUGAAAUGGAUAAACAUUUUUUUUUAUUUUAGAGACUGUCCUAAUGCAAUAAUUUUGCAAAUAUUGUUACUAGAUCUCUCUUAGUUAUAGCUUGGUGGACUGUUUGGUCUGAAAACUGUAAUGGCCUCCAGUUGCGAGUAUACUUUGCACUCGCUUAUAAGUUUCAUUAUUUGCACCUUUGUUUAGCUUGUUCAAAGUACCAUGUCAGACAGUAUUAUGACAGUUAUCUCUAGAACAUUACCGAGCGAGGUGACGCAGUGGUUAGCACACUGGACUCGCAUUCGGGAGGACGACGGUUCAAUCCCGUCUCCGGCCAUCCUGAUUUAGGUUUUCCGUGAUUUCCCUAAAUCGCUUCAGGCAAAUGCUGGGAUGGUUCCUUUGAAAGGGCACGGCCGCUUUUCUUCUCCAUCCUUCCCUCACCCGAGCUUGCGCUCCGUCUCUAAUGACCUUGUUGUCGACGGGACGUUAAACGCUAAUCUCCUCCUCCUCCUCCUCCUCCUCUAGAACAUUAUAUGAAUUAAGAGACAUGUCUGCCUCAUUUCUAUUUUGAACAGCUAUUAUGAGCUUCAACUGUGUAAAGAAAUACAGAUAUUAGUAUCGACGUGACGGACUGUGUAGCAGCAAUAUUAUAACUGGCUUUAGGGAUACAUCUAAAAAAUUCUGGGUAAAAGUGUGUGUGUGUGUGUGUGUGUGUGUGUGUGUGUGUGUGUGUGUGUGUGUCGAACACACAUGCACAUUUGUUUGUGGGGAGUCAGAGACAGCUAUUUGCAUAUUUACAAAUUUCAUAGCAUAACUUGAAGCAAUUUCUUUCAGCUAAAUACUAUGAGAAAGACUUGUAACAAUUAUACAUGGUGCUGACAUAUCUGUAUUUAUUCACUAUAAUAAGAUUUACUGUUAUUUUCAUGGUAUUAGACUGAUUAAGAAAUUGAUAAACUUAACUGAAAAAAAAAAAAUAUUUCUGCAUAAAUUGGUGGUUUUUUAUUUAAUGUAUUAAUCAUUGAUCUCUACUCUCCUUCAGUCAGCAGCCUUGACCAACAAGAAUAAAUUUUUCUCCUUUUUGUAGCUUAGUUUUAAUUAUUAUUGGACACUACACUAGUUCCUAACCACCAUUUAGUUCCAAAACUUGUCAAUGGAUGUUGCUUUGAAUGAACUGAUUGCAGAAACGCCAUCAGUGGCUCACGUUUUGUAUGAUCUCUCAAGAAUUAUUUUCUCUUUCAAAGUAAUCCCAACCCACUUUACGUGUAAUGCAAAAUGCACUAAACUUUGUAAGGUCAUCACUUUUAGUGUUACAGUGUUUCAUGAUCAUCUGUUGUGCAACAAACUGAUACAUGAUGGCCUUAUGGAACACAAGUGACAGAUAGAGCUAUAUGUAAAAUAAUGGCAGAAAUGAGUGUUAUACACCAAUUUACUCAGAGAACACAAAACAAAUAAUUUUUGUUUUGAUUUACCUUCAAGCAUUUAUCUUUUGUGUGGCUAUUUCAGUCACAUGGUGCAGUUUGUCAUUGUAGUCCUCUUUUUGUAGUGGAGGUAAGACACCAUUCAUGUAAGGGAGAUGCCAUUAAUGCUACAUCAUUUUAUUUUACCAAGUAAAUUUUAUUUUUACACAGUAUAGCCAUAGUUACAUAUGAAUGUGUAAUGUGAAUUUAAAAUGAGCCGUUCCACAUCAUUACAAUUAAUCGCGCAAAUGAUCCAUGGAACAUGAAACUAACAAACACAUCAGAGACUUUGUCAAAAUCAGAUAUUUUUGUUGUUUAGCUACAAUAGUAAUUUAUUUGUAACCUUAUAAAUGGAUUUGUCUGUAGAGAAAUAACUGGAAAGAGUAAAAUGUAUUUGUAAUUUG
Schistocerca serialis cubense is the source of this 6405-nucleotide messenger RNA. Its product is annotated as two pore channel protein 1-like. Gene Ontology annotation, biological process: monoatomic ion transport; transmembrane transport. Gene Ontology annotation, molecular function: voltage-gated channel activity; monoatomic ion channel activity. The transcript has 13 exons. NCBI's taxonomy places the organism in Eukaryota, Metazoa, Arthropoda, Insecta, Orthoptera, Acrididae. Gene Ontology annotation, cellular component: endosome membrane; lysosomal membrane. The record is from RefSeq and is a predicted model, not a curated record. The coding region runs from base 26 to 2473 and encodes 815 amino acids.